This is a messenger RNA of Medioppia subpectinata, 963 nucleotides long. Lineage: Eukaryota; Metazoa; Arthropoda; Arachnida; Sarcoptiformes; Oppiidae. The record is from the annotation of a GenBank genome assembly.
GUGUGGUUUGCGUUGAGUGUAGUGUUUGAGUGUGUGUUUUGAUUGUCUUCAUCGGUAACCACACGUCACUCACUCUCGGCUCAGACAAUGUCGUCGGCUUUGGAUCAGUUGGAGACCAAUCUGGAGUCGCUGACCGAGAAUGUGCGACAACUGGGUAUAAUCGUGUCGGACUUCCAGCCCCAGGGUCAGGGACAGACCGCUCUCAACACCAAACUUAAUCAAAUCGUGACAUCACUGCAAGACAUCGAUCGCAUCAAGAAUGACAUGACCGGCAAAAGCAGUGACAUUCAGGUCCCGCUGGAAGUGUUUGAGUAUAUCGAUGAGGGAAGGAAUCCACAGCUCUAUACGAAAGACUGUAUGGAGAAAGCGCUGCAGAAGAAUGAGUUAGUGAAGGGAAAGAUCGACUCCUAUCGGGUCGAGAGUAUAUUCAAGCCGUACCGGUAUAUGAAGGCCUCUAAGUUUGUGCAGCAUCUGGUGCUAUGGGUGUGUCGACACCCGGACCCGAGUAUAUUCGACCAGCACUCGACCUCCCGGGGCGUCGACUGUACGGACAUGAGUGACUUGCCCUCGGAGUACAAACACUGUUUCAACAUAUUCUUCGUGUUGGACAAUCCGGACCAGAUCUUCGAGAGCGGCUACGAUAACGCGCUGUCCAUCGGUGACCAACACUCGCGGUAUCUCAUGAUCAACGCUCGCUUCGACGUCGCGAAGGAGGAGUUCAUUGGCCGCGAAGUGGAGAUCGGAAUGCGUUUGUGGACAACCAAUAACUGGCGGCGCAACGAAUUGCAGCAAUUGAUUACCGGCGCUCACGUCUCGCUCUACGGCAUUAUAAUACCGGCCCGGAAGUCAAGUUUUGUCAACGUUGGCCACUGUAGCGGCAAAUGCUUUAAAGAUUCGAUGCCAUCGGAAGGGAUAACACUAACCCAUGUUUAUCCCAUGUUUAAUCAAUACGGUAAAAAGCGA